AGGCAUCCUGUCCUAUCCUAAAAGAACAAUUCAAAAUGGACGCUGACGGUUUCGACCCUCGGACUUGCAGACCGGUGGAUCGGUUUGCCAGGAAGAUACCGCGUUGGUUCUGGGGAGAAUGUACAGUGUUUCAGGAGGAGUUGUGGCGCAACCCACAGUUUUACGAACUACACGACGACCCUAAGAAACCCGGAUACAAUGGUCUGAGAUUGAAGUGCGUCCUGUGCUUAUGGCUUUUCAGCACUGUGCUUUUUGCGGCGUUCCUGUUGAUGUAUUUUGCUCCACUUUCUAUUAGAGGCUGUGCUACAACUAAAUAGUCCAUACAAAUAUGAUUUCACCUUCAUGACCCGAGAACCCAUUUUAUUCCAACGAACUUGUUAUUCCCGGCAACCUCAAUCAUAGCCCGAAACGACGAAUAUCAACGGCGCGCACACUCCCAAUAGCAUGAAACACAAGAAAAGUUAUGGACUUGUGACCUUAUAAGUUCUUUGAGUACUUACUAGUGGUAGUCGCACUCAUGAGCAGAAGACAAAAACUUUCAAUGAUUUUUACGUGUUUUUAUUAAAGAAACUCGAUUGGAUUCAGAUUAUGGGAAAAUCUCCUCCUUUCAAUCAAUACAUCGAUCUUCUGCGAUCCUCUAUCAUCUAAUGUCUCGUGUCGCACCACAGCAAGGGACAGUAUUUGCUUGCGGCAGCGGGGCCCCUUUUUGCUUAUAUUCUAGGUGGCUGGAAAGGAAACCGUGGAGACCACAAAGAAGAAAUCCACCUUUCUUGUGCCGAAGAGUUAGUGCUUGGUGUCAAUGUGCCGAAAAAUUACUGUUUGUGGGACCUAAAGAGCUUCAAUGAUAGAGAUAUCGCUCUUCCACAAGGAGCGAAACAGCCGCCGAGCAUUAAGGAGAUUGGCGCAAGGAGUAGUAUUUAUACGUCCUAUCUUCUGCUUUGAAGGGUCGACGCAAGAACUUCAUAUCUAUCCUGAGUUUUGUGCCCGAGGACAUGUACUGGACAAGUAGGAAAUGUAUGAUUUACUAUUUGAAGAAGAAAACAAAGUGACUUGGAUGUAAGUGUCGGGUGCUAUUAUAGAAAGAUUGAUAGGCCACAGCUCCAAAAGAAAAUCUCUAAUGGAAGGGGCGGCUAUCGAGGCAGAGGAUCGCCGAUCGACUCACUGGACGCGUCUCCACUGAAUACUGAGGCCGCUUAUGGCCGAUACUGUUUGUGCUCGUAGAACUAGGAACUAAAGCACUCCUACAGAACUAGUAACUACGGUCUAGCUGCUGGUAUGCCAGCCAGUAGAGACACACUCUGCCGUGGAAUGGAGUAAGUGCAUAGGAUAACUAAAGCUGCGCUCGUAGUCCUACAGGUAUCUUCAGUAACGAAGCACAUCGUAGUAUCCGCAUCAAUCCUUCCUGUGGUGUGUUUCUUUCUAAUCUGGUCUCGCAGAGAGCGAGCGUCGAACUGACGCCAUGGCUCUUCGGUUUGUGCAGAGACAGCUGAGCACUUUCGAUAACCGGCAAAAGCCCUUUGCUACUGCCCGGACUGAGAUAGUAUGUGGCGAGUUCUAUGAUUUGGCGCCAGCGCCUCCGCUGAUGGAUCGCACUAGGGAUAGACCACGUGUGCCCGAAAGGGAUGGCAGGUAUCGGAACGGGUCAGGCCAUGGUGUUCAGCGGGACGAUAGGAAUAGACCAGGGCUUUUUCAAGAACAGGAGGCAAGGAAUAUGGCACGUGCGUCAGCUAGUGUGGGUUCAGUCUCUAGCACUGUGCGGGAUGAUCGUUUUGCGCCCUUCGGCUGGCCUGUGUCCUCGAACGGGAAUGAAAACGCAGCUUCUAAUCCAGGGCAUCAAAAUGGUGCUGGGAGAAGGGGCACUAAUGUAGUAGCUUCUGGUGAGCGGAAGCAAGACGCGCCAGUGCUGCAACGUCGUAGUACUAGGACGACAAAUACCGCCAUGGACUCCCGAGAACAGACAAGAGAGGCGCAGCUACGUCCCCAAGCGGUAGAGCCGCGACCACUUUCACGUGCAGCAUCUUCGUCGUCAAGUACUUACAAUAACCUCCCCUCUAGUAGUGCGAGGAAUUACGUUAACCUUCCACCUGAUGAUGCUGCGUCAAGUAUUUCUUCUGGCAUCAUGCGAGAAGAUCAAGAUGUUGGCAACUACUACACUUCUGCAGCCGGAGGCUCCUCUCGGGUGAAAGCUAACCACUCUUCUUCUAUUACUACCCCUCGAGCAGCAGAUCCCCAGCAUAGUAGGAAUGUCAAUGCUCCUACUCGAGUUCGAGAUGAUGCAAACCCAAACGUCACGACAAGAAUGAAAAUUGUUGAACAGGACGACUCGCUUAACUUGACACUUCCAAUACCGGCGGAUGCGAGGAGUAGGAAAAUAGACAUCAGUCCUUCUUCUACAGCUUCCACUUCUAGCAUACUUCUGCAGGAAAACGCGCUGUAUAGGGAGAGACGAACGAAGACACAGACACAGCGCAGCUCAAGUUCUUUGCAACUACAGAAGGACUACGAUCAGGGGCCAUCAGGAUUAAGCGGAGGGCAAAGGACUAAAAGAACGAGCUGCGCCUCCUUCUCCGACGAUCAUCCAAAACGAAGCCAGCGAACGAACGGGAUUGACGUAGCUCGACAUGGUGCCCCUCACGUAGGAGCUUCUGAAAGACCACACACUCAGACGAAAGCCGCUGUGGUGCCGAAUGAAGCAGCGGACGUCUCAGCAGACAGUCUCAAUGUUUCUCAGGCUGAGAAGGCUAGAAUGACAGAGGAGAAAGCUAGACUGGCAGAAGAGAAGGCCAGAAUGAGAGAAGAGAGGCGUCAACUGGUCCAAGAAAAGAUGAGGGUGACGCAGGAAAGUGUCAAGCUAGUCAGGCGUGAGGAGCAGCUUCUCAUGAGGGAGGAGCAUUUGGCGCAGAGAGAGCAAAAAUUGGAAGAGACUUUAUGGAGGAUUUCGAUUUCUUUUAUAUGCACUACUUGAGCGCCAGUCUGUCUUUUUUUAUAUGUACUACCUGAGCGCCAGUCUGUCUUUUUUUAUAUGCACUACCUGAGCGCCAGUCUGUCUUGUUGCAUACGUACUAGAAUGGGAAUGGGUAGGAAAAAAAUGAUCGCACUAAUAUAAUAGGCCUGCAGGGCGUUCUAAGUAUCUGAGUCGUAUCCUUGCCUAUUCGAUCCUACUCUAUCCUAGUACUGAUGCAGUUCCUCUAAUUCUGACCAUAGAGCAAGCAGCUAUCGCAGCAGAACAGGAGAGGCAAAGACAAGACUUGGCACAGCAUGAAGAAGCCCUUGCGGAAAAAGCGGAAACUUUAAGAGAGAAAGAGGAGAGCCUCGCCAGACUGGAGGCUGCACUGCCCGACGAGCGGGGGCAGCGGAAUGAAAAAGCACCCGCACGACAACAAAAAGCAGACGACCCAUCCUCUUUUAGCGGUAGCUGCAAUGCAGGGCCAGACAAACGUAGAGUUACGGGGUCAAGAACUUUGUUAGAGGACAGCGAAACCAUCCGUAGCCCUAUAGGAGCCGGAGGCGUUUCUUCUUCUAGUAGUAUCCACAAGCCAGACGAGGGCGUCUCGCUACGACAGGCAGACGAUGGUGGCGCUCAAUUUGCCCCGCCGCGCCUGAUUGCCGACGUGAUCAUGAUUACUAGCAGUUCCACCAAGGCUAACAGCAGCGACGACAGCAGCAGUGACAGGUCGCGUGACUCGAUUGAUGACGAGGAUACUAGUGACGACACAGACGCCGACGCCGAUUUGCGAAUGGGUUAUGAUCGAUUAAGCCGAAGCAGCGACUAUAUCUGGCGGAUAAGGGACGAGAAGCAAGUAGUUACUGAAAAUUAAGAAACUGCAUACUGAAAAUUAUAAAACGCGUGAUGUCCUCUUCAGGUGAAUUCCCUGAGUGCAUGUCAAUGUUUCUGCUGGAUGGCCGUACUUACUGGGGGACGCAUCAUUAUGAUCGCCUUCACAUAAGUAAUUUCUUCGGGCAUUGAUUUGCUAUAAAAGUUUUUCGUUAUUACUCAUGUACAGGGUCGUAGCUAGAAAGUAAAGGUGGUUGCACUGCAUCUCAUUGCGGUUUUACUCGUCAAAUAUGUGCUUGCACCUUCUAAGAUGAGCUGCGGAGGCAGGUCGAUCGCCGCUGUCUGCGUCUUCGUCGAGUGCUACCCGUGCUCGGCCUACAACUAGUUGAGGACUUUCAGCAGAGGAACUCAGCGCAACGAAAGUCCAUAAUGGGGCGUGGCCAGCGAACAAGGACCGGCUUGUCAGUUAGUUUCGACGAAGUUAAUAUUGCUAGUCACUGUAUACAACGAUCGCGCAACGACGCUGAGCAGUUGGAGAAGCCUGUCGAUGCCGCUUCUGAGCAAUCCGAGAAUGCCGACGAAACUGACGAAGAAGCCGCCCCCGCCGAUGCUGAGAGCGAGGAAGCCGCUCAAGCUGAUAGUCAGAGGGGGGGUCUUUCUGAUACUGACCACAGCCCUGAUAUGAACAACUUUUCUGAUGCUGUUGACGUGAAUGAGACUGAUGAAGAGGAUGCUCAAAAUCCUCGCGACGGUGAGAAUGUUGACCCUGGGAAUCAAGAUGACCAGACGUACGCUGGAGACCUCACCGACGACCCCGAGGAAGACAGUGACAGUUUCGCUGACAGUGAAAAUGAGACUGAAAGUAGCUGCAUUAGUACUACUAGAGGAUGUGAUGUACUAACUAGUCACGCUGUACUGAAUGAGGAGGAAGCCUGUUCGAGUGUGGGAGAAGUUGCUGAGGAAGAUGAUGACUCUGAUCUAAUGGAUAAUGCUACUCCUGCGCACCAAUCUCAGACCGAGGACAAUGGAGCUGGUUAUAAGUUGAGCAAUUGGACCGAUUCGGAAUGGGAGGAGGAGGGCUAAGAAUCAAGAACAAGAACAAGGAGUGACGGUCCCGGCGUUUAAAUAGCCCUUGUAGUCCUGAAGAGCCCUGACAGUUCUUGACUUUUUCGAUUUCUGCCUCAUAGAGCAGAGUUCUCACACAUUCCUCUCUAUUGCACCAACUCGCAGCGUUUUGGAGUAGGCUAGAUUCCUGGGGCAGAAAAAUCCCAUUCCGGUUGAUGAGCUUGGCCACGAAAGUGUUUACAUUGGGGCUCACUUUUCUUCACCAAAUGACGUGAAAGCAGUGUCUAUCCCCGAAAUGAAAUGCCUUCAUGUUCUUGAUUGAUCCCCAAAAUAGAACUACUGGCAUUGGUUUCUCCCCAUACUUUGAUGUCAGCCCUAUGGCUGCUCGUGGAAGACAUACUCGCACUACGACGAGG
This is a messenger RNA of Amoebophrya sp. A25, 5256 nucleotides long. NCBI's taxonomy places the organism in Eukaryota, Dinophyceae, Syndiniales, Amoebophryaceae. The record is from the annotation of a GenBank genome assembly.